Messenger RNA from Plutella xylostella (diamondback moth), 2932 nucleotides. RefSeq names its product Cap methyltransferase 1 (gene Cmtr1). Gene Ontology annotation, molecular function: nucleic acid binding; methyltransferase cap1 activity. Gene Ontology annotation, cellular component: cytoplasm; nucleus. The record is from RefSeq and is a predicted model, not a curated record. NCBI's taxonomy places the organism in Eukaryota, Metazoa, Arthropoda, Insecta, Lepidoptera, Plutellidae. Gene Ontology annotation, biological process: 7-methylguanosine mRNA capping; methylation.
AAUCACAUCACUAUUGUUCACAAGUUGUUUACGUUUUGCGUGUUUGGUGUUGGUUAUUUUCAGAUUCGUUUGAAAAAAGGAAAAUACUGAAGAAAAGCUGACUGUUUUCUUACAACUACUGAUGUUUUACUGUUCAGCUACAUAAAUUAAGCUGGAAUUUUCUCUAAAAUCCGCCCAAUAAUACAAUAAUCGUAAUAGAAAGUCCGUGCAAUAUGAGUCUUUCAGAUGGUGGAGAAGAUGACUUCAGUAGUGAUGAAUCGCCGGUUCCUGCUAAAAGGCCGAGGACCAACACCCUCGGUGCUUCCUCUACUACAUCAUUCAGUUCAGUACCUCAAGAAUCAGACGAUGAACUACCGGCAGCCAAUAAUGGAUUUGGUUCAGCAGAACUUAAAGAUACAACCACAUUAUCAACUCAACCGAGCAUGCGGCUGAGCCGGAGCAGCAGUGAAUCUUCCACAGACUCAUUCCGACCCGGCUUCGAGGAGCAUGAGGCAGAUAGUGCGGACGAACGGAGACCUCAGUUCCAAACUGCCUCUGAAAAUGACAAUGAUAAUGCUGAUGGAGCUGACAUAAAUGGAGGAUAUUCAGAAAAAGCCAAGCGUAUGAUGAGCCAAAUGGGAUUUAAGCCAGGUAGAGGUUUGGGUAAAUUUGAACAUGGUCGGACAGAACCUGUGGAAGCGUCUACUCAGAAGGGACGGAGAGGAUUGGGACUUAAACCCUCCAUUGUGGGCACUGUUCCUCAAGACUUUAAGUGGAGUCCAGAUGAUGAGAAACCAGAAGUUAAGGAAGAAGUUUUAUGGAUACCGACGGCACCUAAAGAACCUUUUACUGGUGAUGUACUGGAGGAAUGGUUACAAAAAGGGCCAAAAAAAUUAACAAUAGAAGAUGAAACAGAUUUUGUGGAUGAGCAAAUACUGAAAGGUGUUUUAAAUGCAAAGACAAUAUUUGACAGUCUUGAUGAUGAAGAUCUAAGGAAUGCAAGGUUUAGAAGUAAUCCGUAUGAAACUAUUGGCUCAGUGAUCUUCCUGAACAGAGCGGCCGUGAAGAUGGCCAACAUUGAUGCCGCCUUUGAUUUUAUGUUUACAAAACCAACAAAAAAAGAAAAUGGAGAAAGUGCAUUGAGUAAAAAAGAGAUUCUAUAUUUUGCAGAUGUUUGUGCUGGCCCUGGUGGGUUUUCUGAAUAUGUUUUGUAUCGGAAAGGCUGGAGAUCUAAAGGCUUUGGGUUCACAUUAAAAGGUUCCAAUGACUUCAAGUUAUCUGACUUCUACGCGGGUACCGCCGAAACAUUCAAUCCCUACUAUGGUGUAGAGGGAGACGGCAAUAUCUUCAACCCCGCCAAUCUCACCUCUCUGAAGGACCAUGUACUUAAACAUACUGAAGAUAAGGGCGUACAUUUUCUGAUGGCGGAUGGUGGAUUUUCAGUGGAAGGCAAUGAAAACAUCCAAGAAAUAUUAUCAAAACAGCUGUACCUGUGUCAAUGCCUGGCCGCUCUCAUGCUAGUAAGGACUGGAGGGCAUUUCGUUGUGAAGCUGUUCGAUGUCUUCACCCCCUUCAGUGUGGGACUUAUCUAUAUCAUGUACCACUGCUUUGAGCAAGUGUGCAUAAUGAAGCCGGUGACCUCCCGCCCCGCCAACUCGGAACGCUACCUGGUCUGCAAGUGGAAGCGCAGCGGCACGGAGCCCUGCGAGCGUCACCUGUUCUCCGUGAACGCCGGCAUGUGGACGGAGCGAGGCGCCACGCACGUGCUCGAGCUCGUGCCCACGGCUGUGUUGCAGGCUGAUACGGAGUUUUAUCAGUAUAUUUAUACUAGUAAUUGCAAGUUGGGUGACAAACAAAUUAAGAACCUGUUGAAGAUAGCACAGUUCAGCAAAGACAAGAACCUGAAAGAUCCGACACAAACUGAAAUACGGGAGCAGUGUUUACGACUGUGGCAGCUGCCUGACGAAGUGAGGACGCAGCCCGAGCGCCUGACCCCCGACGAUACUCUAGUCAAAAUACUGGACACGAUAAAACCCCGGCCCCAGCACGCGUCCAGUCCGAUCACAUUCAAAAGCAGUGUUUUAGGCAAACGGGAAUAUCUGAACUCGGCAAUCGAUCUAAAGAUAUUUAAAAGUGUUUAUGACUGGCACUUUGUGUUCUUAGAAAGUGGCAGAAAUAGUCCAGAUUUGAAGUUUUUUAUAGGUUGUGGAGGAAAACAGGUUUAUCAGUUAAGAGGAAUAAAAUGGGAAAUAGCUUCCGAUUUGCACAUCACUAUGCCGCCCAAAACUCUGGUUUUUGGAGAGGUGGUGAAAGAGUACCGUGGCCAAGGCAAUCAACAGAUAUACAGUAAAGCUCUGCAUGUGAUAGACGCGAUAAUGCUGGGAGGAAUCGACAUCUCACAUCUUCCGCUCACAGAGAGAUUAAACCAGUGCAGUUUGUUCUGCGCGGCGCUGCACAAGCCGUUCGACGAGCACGCGGUGCCGCUGCGCUGCAAGCGGCUGCUGCAGCUCGAGCACUUCCCCGCCGCCGUCGCCGACCUCGAGUACCGCGCCAUGAAGCGCAUACGCAAGGCUGUGACCGUGGCGGUGCCGGAUAGAAAUCAUGGAGAGGAGAGGUUCCACAUCGUGGGAUCUGUAUUCUUCAUAAAGGAGAUAAAAGAGCCCUGGGAGUCGCGCAUGUCCAAGAAGAGCGGCCACAAAUACUACUUCGGCUUCGGCAAAGACAAGAAGCCUCGCAGCGAGUACUACAUCCCUGAGGAGGCUCGACUGGACAUGACAAGCGCGUUUCUGUGCAGCGCGCAGUGGCCCUGGGAGCCCGCCAGCGCCGUGCUCGAUGGUCUACGUCAUGAUGGACUCACAAGGGCAGAGCUGGAGACGUACAUCGAACAUAAUAUCAAUAGAUAAACUAUGUAUAUGAGUGGCAGCUGAAUAAAAUAAGUGAAUGAAUUACAGAA